Messenger RNA from Asterias rubens (European starfish), 4643 nucleotides. RefSeq lists its product as uncharacterized. Gene Ontology annotation, molecular function: protein binding. The coding region runs from base 268 to 3486 and encodes 1072 amino acids. Lineage: Eukaryota; Metazoa; Echinodermata; Asteroidea; Forcipulatida; Asteriidae. Gene Ontology annotation, biological process: signal transduction. The transcript has 4 exons. The record is from RefSeq and is a predicted model, not a curated record.
CAAAAUUAUCCGUCUUUGAGCUGACAUUGCGGUGGUACGGUGAGUCAUGGAUUUAUUUUGAUAGCGGGUGUUUUUCUGAUGUUUCUGAUGUUUCUCAAUUGUGGUAUCUAGUAUUAGCGAGUGGCAUGUAAGUCAGUAGGAGUUUUCCCAUUGAAUGAAAGAACCACGGAGAUCAAAGACUGUAGAGACUUCUUGCUAAACUGUGGACCCUUAGUCAAGAAAGCAUGGACCGUAAUUGGCUUAUUCGUCAUUAAUGGUGACCGCAUCAUGAUGGCAACAGGCACUGGACAGACGGCAGGACUUUGGGAGCUGGCCGGUGAGCUCGGGUCAAGUUGGAAAGCAAUCGCAAGGAGUCUGGAUUUCACUGAGCCGCAAAUUGAGAACCUACUCGAGGAUGUACCCCGUGAUUCCCAUGAGAGGUGUUACAAGAUGCUCCUGAAAUGGCAGAAGAAAACACACCAAUACGAAAGGAAGGAACAGCUACGGCAGGCAUUCGAGACGGCAGACCGUCUGGAUUUGAUUCAAUUGGAACGUCAAUCCAACUGUUUGGAAGGCUUGAGUGAGCAACUAAACAGAGAUCAGUUCAUCAAGAAGAUGAAGAUAUUUGUAAAGAACAAGAUGAGCAAGCUCCCUUUGAUUCCAUGGGUUUCAACAGGCUGUGUCAACGUAGAUCAAGUCUUCACCAACGUUGUGCUCCUCAUUGAGUUUGCCACCGCAUUUCUCCCGCUCAAAAUUCCCUUGGAGUCAUACAAUUCCAUCUUUGACACAUUGCGUGACAAAAAACUGGGUCUUAUCAACGUGUCACCUAAUCGAAUUCUUCUCCUUGGCCGUACGGGCAGCGGGAAAACAACCCUAUUGACCAAGUAUGCUUUUGAUUGGUGCAUGGGGAAGCAAGGCUCACUUCUAGCCGAUACGCCACUCGUCAUUGUGCUUCCAAUGCGGAAACUUGAUCAGCACAGUAACCUAGGACAAGCUGUCUUAGACCACGUACUACCGUCUGAAACCCGAUUCAAUGCUAGUGCCAUUGAGAGAUUCUGCGUAGACAACCCCGAUGAUGUGGUGAUCCUCCUGGAUGGCUACGAUGAAUUCAGAGGGAAGGGACUCAAGCAUGAGAAUUGUGGCAAUAUUGUGAAAAUGCUGAGGAAUGAAUGUUUCACUUCUUGCCGUGUGGUGGUAACCAGCCGGCCCGGACGAGCUGGGGAUUUCCAGAAUGAGUACGAAAACUAUCGCCACAUAGAGAUCACAGGUUUCUCACCCAAGGACAUUGACGAAUACGUUUAUAAGACAUUCCGAGGACCACAAAAGCCUCUUGGAGAUAAGCUCUUGAUGUACCUUGAAGAAAAUCAUCUGAAGACUGAGCUGGCCUCCCUACCACUUAUGCUCACUGCAUUCUGUCAACUGACAAAAUGGACUGAUGGAAAGGAUUUUGGAGAAUUGAACACCAUCAGUAAGUUAUACGACCGAUUGGUAGAAAGUGUGUUCGCGCAUUAUAAGAGCAAACCAGGUCAACAGAUGAACAUCACAAUACAAGAACUGUUCCUUGAGCUCGGGAAGGUUGCCCUUGAGGGCUUUCUCGGCGGUCCCGAAGAAGAGAUAAUCUUCUCAGAAAGUGACUUCUCAAAAUCCAACGGUACACAGAUCAUCGAGCAAGGACUUCGUGUAGGUUUCCUCUACAGAGAUGAGGUUUCAAGCUUUCGCCCACAGAGCUACAAGGAACUUACGGAGUCGCUCUCAGCCAAACUUACGGAAUCGCGCAAGCUUUCGCCAGACAAAAAUAUUUCAUUCGUCCUGAAAAGUUUUCAAGAAAAAUUUGCAGGAAAGCAUCUGGCGUAUCUGUGUGAUGGUGAUGAGAGCAGUUGCCAAUUGUUUGCUGACUACUUACAGAAAGUUGACAACCAUCAGCGAGUUCUGGACUUGGCCAACAUUUUGGUUUUCGCGAGUGCAGCUAGCAAGAACGCUGCACACUCCAUCAUGUCUCAUGUCACGGAUAUAUUCCAGUUCGAGCAAGGUAAAAACAUCAAGCAAUAUCUGAAAGGGAAACUCCACUUCAAAGAAUGCCAGAAGACACAGCGUUUGAUUGAAUUCUGUCUUCAACUUAACUUUGAAGCUGGUUGUAACGGUGCGUUUAACCACCUGUUCAACUCUCUCUUUGGUGACAAGUGCCAUAUACGUAUGGUGGAAAUAUCGAGUUACGUAGCUAAGGCUCUUGGUUAUCUGUUUUGCCAUAGUUUCCAGAAGUCAUCCAAUGAAACAAGAAGCGAUGCCAGCUGUUCAAGUGAAGUGGAGAAUGUCUUAUCGGUCAGAAGUGUCGAGUUGAUUUGUGUAAGGUUAGAGUCGAGCACAGAAUUCCGGGAGUUCCUGAACUGUUAUCAUGGAUCUGAGGAACUCAUACAGAGGUACAUGUCUGAAAACAUCGACUCUCAGAGAGAAAACGUUACGAAGGCCCAAAACAUCCGUGAGGUGCUCCAAUCAAGUGGAGAACAGAUGCCAAGUUAUCUGCUAGAUCGACCAGACUUGACAUUUUUCUCGGUGCUUCCUAUCUGGCAGGAUGUAAGACGACGUCAGGUUGAUGACUUCAACUUGGGCUUCCUUCUGCCUGCCUUCAAUAAGUGUUUCCUGCAGGAGUUGGUGCUGAACGGAAUGCGCUCAGAAGAUUGCUAUUGGUCUGAAAUGUUUAACAUGAUGAGUGAAGGCUCUUUUAGUGAAAUAAUAAAGCUGACACUUAGCUUGAAUGGCCUGAAAUUCUGCCAAACCGCUAGCUUUGCAUCUUCGCUGAAGUCAACACCAAAGCUGAAGUAUUUGAAAGUGUCCGGAAACCAAGUUGGAGAAGACUUUGUUGAAAUGCUUCCACCAUUAGCUGAUGUUGAAAACAUCAUCUUAGACAAGGCAGAGAUGUCAUCUGAUGCGAUUGUGAAGCUCUUCGAAAAAGUAAAGACGUACCCCUGCCUCACCAAAUUGGAUCUGCGUAGAAGCAAACAGAUGAAUGAUGCAGCCACGCACUCUCUGUGUAAACUCCUCGACGAGAAACGCAAUUGGAAAGAGCUUAGGGUUUCCCUGUAUGAUGUCAACGCAUCAAGCCUGGUUCUCCUUAAGGACAAGCUAGCUCUUGCUCAUGGACUUACUCACGUGAACCUCGUACAUUCUCCAGUACCAGACACCGUGAUAAGCUGCACAGCCUCCAUACUUUCUGACUUACCUAAUCUUGUAGACCUAAGGAUAUCAGGGAUACCCCCAUCUACAUCGAUGUGCUCUUCAGAGACGGUCAAGCUUCUCACGCAAAAACUGCGUAAGACACAGCGACUUCGAUUCUUGAGCAUUCUCUACGUGAAGAUGACUUCGCUGGACUUCCUCAGCAUGCUCAACGCCUGUAGAUGUGUCGACUCGUUGAAAGUUUUCAGGUAUUCUAGUCCCUGUUUGCCCGAAGGCGAAGACGUUGAGCGAGAAUGUAAGAAUGCGAAGGAGACGUUUCUUCAACUCUGGGUGUAGACUCCAUCUUGCUAUUCCGAGUGAUGAUUAGUCUACCCGCAGAACAAACUUUAAAGGCUUUCAGAAGAAAAACUCUUCGAUGAUAUCAGUCAACAUUUAUUUGAGAAGUCCUAUAAAUCUUAACUUCAAGGGACUGUUGCCUUCAAUUAUAAGGCAGCCAUUCGUUUGAUUUAUAAAUAUUCGAUCCGUUUUUCUUUUGGAGUUUGGGGUGUGUCGAUGUGUUUGUUUGCUCUUUGUACCCACCGAUUUCCUGGAUGCUAAAAACUAUAAAUAAAAAAAACCCAUUGGUAUCUCAAUAGACUGUGCAAUUCUCGCGCUCACCGGAGCGAGAAAACACCACAAACGAAAAACAUAGUUUUUAUGAAAUCAAAUCUAUGCUUUAAAUUAUUAUUUAUGCCAAAUCUGAACAACAUCAAAAAUUAUUACAGCUUCAAGUUAUUGUUUCGAUUCUAAAACAAAAUAAUACUAUUAAUGGACACAGGUAAAACUCUGGGACUAGGAUGUUAAGUUGAUCUAAAACAAAUUGAAACCCCCAUUGUAAAUCUUCGCCCGAAUGUGAAACUACUAUAAGUGGAAAAGACCGAGGAAUUCAUGGUACCGCAUUUUAGUUUUUUGUUUACUCAAAAUAAUUAUUAUACCGCAACACACACAGAUAAUUGUUUUUCGAUUGGUGGAACACGCGUCACUUGCCGCUCAACUGCCGCGACGCUCCACAAAUUUAAUAUUAGAGUCCAAUAUCGAAACUUAAUGGACGCUUCGCAGCGUCGUUUCUAAAAUAAUCGUUCACUGCCCGUUUGUCCAAACGAGGCAAAGUCGUGUCGGGGUGAACAAGGUUACGUAUCUACAUGCUAUAGUCAUCCACGUUGUCUAUGAUUGAUUAAAGGCACUGGACACGUUUGGUAAUCAUAUAAUUAACAUUUAGCAUAAAAAUCUUACUUGGUAACGAGCAACGGAGAGUUUUUGAUAAUAUAAAUCAUUGUGAGCAACGACUCCCUGUGAAGUGACGUAGUUUUUGAGAAUGGAGUAGUUCCUGAUUAAAUUAUUUGAAUCUGAGAAUCAGGCAUCUGUAUACUCACAAACAUUUGUGUGACAAGGGUAUUUUUCUUUCAUUAUUCUCUUGCAACCUUGAUGACCAACUGAGCCCAAAUUUUCACAGG